Molecule: messenger RNA, 3325 nt
Organism: Caenorhabditis angaria
Lineage: Eukaryota; Metazoa; Nematoda; Chromadorea; Rhabditida; Rhabditidae
Source: the annotation of a GenBank genome assembly
AUGGGCAUUUUUGUUGUGCAAUUUUUCUAUCGAUAUGCAGUUAUGACAGAAUCUAAAUAUUUGAAAUCACUCAAUGAUUGGCGAGCAGUUUUCUGGUUUUUGUUUCCAUCUGUUUAUGGUACUUUUUAUGGUUUAAUGGUAUACUUAUUUCUCUCACAAACAGAAGAAGCGAAUGAAAUGGUUCGUGACUCAAUUCUAAACGACUUUGAUCUUAACAUCGAUGAUGUCGUUUUCCUUGGAACAUUUUUUUAUCGAAAAAAUGGCAUUGAUUUGAACUACAAAUCAAUCUUCGGAAUUUCGAUUAUGUGGGGAAUGGUUACAAUUUCAUCUCUUUUGAUUGUUUAUUUUGGAUGGUUUUGUUAUAGAGCAAUCGAAAAACCUGUAUCAGAAUCGUCCAUUUUCUGUAAAUUACAAAAACAAUUAUUUUAUGCAUUGUUAGCAGAAACAUUAAUUCCAGUUGUAUUACUACAUGUUCCUGUUUCAGUUCUGUUUUUGUUCACAAUUUAUGAACUCAAUGUUUUGACAAUAUCUCGUAUUUUUUCUAUAACAGUUGCUCUUUUUCCCGCUAUUGAUCCACUACCAACAAUGUUUAUUAUUCAAAACUAUCGAGAUGUUAUAUUCAAAUAUUUGAGAAUAAAAACCAAUGUUAUUGUUUCACAAAAUAUCCGAUGCACAAUAUUUUAAAGAAACUUACGUUUUAUUGUAAAUUGGGUGUGUUUGGUAUGGUUUGAAUCUUUGUCAAUAACCAAUAACUGUUUUUUAAUAAAUAUAUAUUUUUUAUGUGAAACAUUUGAAGAAAUUUUCCCAAUCGAAUGAUUUUUAAUUUACGAUUUUCUCAAAGAAGUAAAAUUCAAAAACCAUGACUCGUUUGCAAAAAACAUCAUUUGAAUUCCCUUGUGAGUUUUUCUGAUUGUUGAAUUUUUUUGAUUAUAUUUUUUUUUUAAAUUAGUAAUUUUCAGUAUGAAAUUUUAUUUCUAACCCCCAAAUUAUUUGUUGAAACAACAAUUUUUCCAAACGACCCCAAAAGCUUCUCAUUUUUUUAUCAAAAAAUUUCACUCUCUCCCAAACCCAUUUCUCUUUUUUUUUUGUUUCAUUGCCAAAGUGAACCACUAGAAGAAUGUGAGAACGAACCAAAAAAGAACAUCGGAACGUGUGCUGGUCCGUGUCCGCUGUUCAGUGUUAUGCGGAGUCAAGGCGCGUCUCUCUUUUUUUCUCCCCUCCUCUGUUCUUUUUUUGUGUGUGUGUAUACAUGUGUGUUCCCCCUCAGGCGAACGCUUUUUUAUCGUUGCUUGCGUCUACUCUUACUGACCUACUGACCAGUUUCACUUUUUUUCAUUGUUUGACCGUGGGUUAGCGUUCGAUUUUUUUUAAUUGUGGGAUGGGUCAUUUUUCAUGCUAAUAAAUUUAUGUUUCAAAUUUCAUUUGAAUUUCUGAAACUCCCGCGAGGCUUUCGGCUUUUCAUGAUCAAAAUUAGAAAUUAAAAAAAAAUCUAAAAUCUGUUGUUACAUUUUACGAAAAUACUCAUAUUUUCUCUACAUAGUUUCUCUAGUUUUCUGGAUAUAAUUUAUUUUUCAGAAUUCAGAAGUCAAAUGAGAUUCCCGUGAGCCCAAAAAUCUUUAUUGUGAAAUAAUUUUCAAAAAAUCUAAAAUCUAUUGUGAAAUUUUUCAAAAUUUAACUCAAAGUUCUGUUAGUAUUCUUUAUUCUAUUCCAGAAUUUAAUUAAUUUUUGAAAAUUCAUCAUUUUUUCUGAAACUCUCGAGAGGCUUUCCAUUAAAAAAUUUAAGCUUAUUCUAAAAUCUUUUUCGAAAAUUUCCGAAACAUCACUCAAAAUUUCUCUAGUUUUCUAAAUCUAAGCAUGAAUCAUUUUAAUUGUCAAUCUUUUUUAUUUAGCCUCAAAUCCUCAAAAAAAUUCUUCUUAUUCUUGUUCAUAGCACUAAAUGAUACUGAAACUUGGAAAAGCUAGGCUCUUCUUCCUACUCCUUCAGUCCUUCAAAUAUGGAGGCGCCAUCGUCUAUCUAAAAGUGCAAAUAUUGAAACAUAGUGUAAUCGCAAGAGAACAUCGAGAAAGAAAAAAAAGAGAACGCGGUGUUCAUUUCUUCUUCUUUUUUUGUUGUGUGUAGUUGAAGCAAAAAAGUGCAGGCGCGGAAUGGAUGGCGGUGCCAGGAGGAAGGCUGGAAUAGAGAAAAAAUAAAAAAAAGGGAGGAAAAAAUGAACGCGAACAGCACCUGCGGGCGGGUCGCCGCGGAAUAAACGGAACGGGCGAACGGACAGACUGAGAGAAAAAGAAAGACAUUGACAAACACUGACCAACAAAAAUGGAAAGUGGUUUCUCUUUUGUGUUCACUUUUCUUUUUUUGGUGUGGUGUCCAUUUCACUUUUUUGUCAUUUAUUAUUCUGGGUUGUACGGUAGUUCGAUUUUGCUUAAGGGGUUUUUGGGUAAUUCCUACUGUAUGGUAAAUUAUUUGAAAUGAUCAAUGCUAAUAUUUUGUAUUUCUAAAUGAGCUUAAUUACAGAAUUAAUUCUCUGGAAAAAUAAUUUGAAUUUGGGACUAUUUUUAGAUUUUAAAUUUUUUUAAGCUCUCAUAAAUGAAAAAACCUUUGCAAGAUCUGAAAUUAUCCUUCAAAAAAUCAAAUUCUGAAAAGUGUGAUUGAAAUAAUUAAUUCAAAACUUCUUAUUUUUCAAGAACCUGAGAACCAUUUUGAAUUUAUUUUAAUUUACGAUCCACGUUCAGACAAAGGCAAAAAUCAAUAUUCUUCCUGUUUUUCAAAUUUGUUUUUCAAUUUGAAACAAAAAACAAAUAGUGAUGAAAUGUGUUUAUUUUCUUCAAGAAAAAAUAAAAUAAAAUUUUUUUCCUGACUAAUUUUUUGUUGGAAAAAUACUUAUUAUCAUCUGGUUGUUUUUGGAAUGUCACCUCAUCAAACUUCAGUAUUUGGGUUAUAAGCUUCUGAUUAUUAUUGAUUUGUAGGAGUUAUUUUCUAUGAGUUGAUAUGAAAAAUUAACUUUUGUUACUAUUUUCAAAAGCCAAAAAUAUCGAUUGCCAGGUUUUUUUUUGAAAAAAAAGUACUUGAUUUGCACUUUCUGUCUAACAUAAUCGAUUUUCUUUGUUCCUUCGCCUCUACUCUUAUUUUCAUGAGUUUUCCAUAAAAAAUCAAUUUUCUUUCAGCUUGCUCAAACUUGGCACAUUAGAUCUAACAUAAUCACGGCUAUUAACAUACUGUGUGAGUUGUUUUUUUUUUGAACUAUCAAUUUCUAGAAAUAAAAACAUCCAAAAUUGAAUUUUUUCAGGUAGCCGGAAAAAAUGUUGGAACCAAAUUAGACAAGGCUAA